AUGUCGUCGCGCGGAAUUAAUAACACGGUGGUACCUAGCAAUACCAACCCCACCAUUUCAACUACAUCCCUUUCAAAGGUACCAAAAAUGCAAAAGAGCAAGACUUGUAAUGACCAAAAUCAGUUAUAUUGGAACGCAUUCCCAAGACUGAACGAAGUUACCACCACCAGUAGUAAAGACAACACCACCGCAAUUACCCCUCUUGCCAAUAAUCCAACCAAAACCAAACAUCAAUUUUUAGGAGAAGAUUUAAAUAUGAACAAGCAUAGAUUUAGCAAUUUAUCCACCACUUCGGUUGAUUCUACGAGUAGCAUUGGAAGCACUUGUACGUUUAAUAGCACGUCGUCGUCAAAGACGAUAAAUGGAUUAAACAACGGUGGCGUGGAUGGAAUAAAUAAGUUGAUUAAACCUAAUUCUACCUGGGAAAUUUCAAAUUUAAUGACUCCAUAUACCUUAAUUAAAUAUGAAAAGUUAUUGGGUGGUUAUGUCAUAUCUUGGAAUGGUAGAAUAUUUCUUUGGAAGAUUAAUAAUAAUACCGAUGAUACGGUUAAUAGACAACAAAAGAGAGCUUCUUUUAGAAAUUCUUUCCAUCUAAAGAAAAAUAAUAAUGCCUUCUCUAAUGGUUCUUUAAUACCUGAUAAUAAUGGUGAUAAACAAAGUGAAUUAUAUUGUGUCGAAGGAUUGAGCGGGAUAGGCGCAAGAAUAGCUGAAUUUGAAAACGAGACGAACUCUCUUUAUAUUAACAUAUCCAGUAAAAUCUUAGACGCUGAUUCAUAUAGUAGUAAAGGCAAGGAAGAGGAAUUAUUGACUUCGUUUGAAACCUUUAUCUUAAUUACUGGUUUAAUCGCAAAAAAUUCUGCUAAAAAAUUAUCCAAAACACAAAAAGAUAAUCCUAACGAUCGUUAUACCGAAACUCAUUUAUUUAAUUAUUCUCCUUUCUUUGUUUUCUGUGGUUUCUACAACUUAAUAAGGUACUAUUAA
Molecule: messenger RNA, 981 nt
Organism: Funneliformis mosseae
Lineage: Eukaryota; Fungi; Glomeromycota; Glomeromycetes; Glomerales; Glomeraceae
Source: the annotation of a GenBank genome assembly